Molecule: messenger RNA, 324 nt
Organism: Pyricularia grisea
Lineage: Eukaryota; Fungi; Ascomycota; Sordariomycetes; Magnaporthales; Pyriculariaceae
Exons: 4
Coding region: 1-324 (107 amino acids)
Source: RefSeq, a predicted model, not a curated record
AUGAGCUUCCGAGCGACAGCGCUGGCAAACUGGUGCUGGGAAGAGUCCAACAGCACCUUUAAUAUCAAUUGGAAGACUGCGACUGCUGUCUCGCUGGCGUCGCUGAGUAUUCCGGUCAACAACGAGCUUUUCACAAACCCGGAUUUUGCCGUCCUUAUCGGUUCGACUGGCGAUCCUAAUGCGUCUCCAAAACGAUAUUGGUCUGCCUUUAUAUCGUCCCACUACAUCCCAACCGUGGCAGACGUGAGCCUGCCGGGAGAAGAAAACAGGGAGCAAAUGUUCAUCCGCAAACUCCGGCCACCCGCCGAACCGACGGUUAUCUAA